This is a messenger RNA of Solea senegalensis (Senegalese sole), 2776 nucleotides long. RefSeq names its product desumoylating isopeptidase 1-like. Gene Ontology annotation, molecular function: peptidase activity. Gene Ontology annotation, biological process: protein modification by small protein removal. The transcript is spliced from 6 exons. The record is from RefSeq and is a predicted model, not a curated record. NCBI's taxonomy places the organism in Eukaryota, Metazoa, Chordata, Actinopteri, Pleuronectiformes, Soleidae. The coding region runs from base 99 to 605 and encodes 168 amino acids.
CAGUCAGCUGUGCAGUUAAGGGUGCCGUUAAAGUUAAAGGAGGCAGCUAACAAAUACACGAAUACAACACUAACAAAUACAUUUCGGGGAUUUACACAAUGGAUAAGAAUGCUACGCGUUACAAUGUACAACUGUAUAUUUAUGAUUUGUCGAGAGGAAUGGCUCGCAGUCUCAGUCCUAUCAUGUUAGGAAAACAACUGGAUGGUAUAUGGCACACAGCUAUUGUGUCAUACGGCGAUGAGUUCUUCUUUGGAGGGGAGGGUAUCUCUAGUUGUUCCCCGGGUGGAACGAUGCUGGGACCUCCGGACACAGUUGUGGAGCUAGGUGAGACUGAAGUGUCUGAGGAAAUCUUCAUGGAUUAUCUUGCGUCCCUGGGAGAAAGCACAUACAGAGGCGACAGGUAUCGUCUGUUUGAGCACAACUGCAACACGUUCACCAACGAGGUGGCUCAGUUUCUGACGGGCAGGACCAUCCCCUCUUACAUCACGGACCUUCCAUCUGAAGUCCUCUCCACGCCGUUUGGUCAGAUACUGCGGCCCAUCCUGGACUCCAUCCACAUCGCACCUCCAGGAGGUAACGUCAUCAAUGGAGGCAGAAACUCAUAAAGCUGUGAGUGCAGCAGAGUCACACAGUGUUACCGUGAGGUCACUUCCAUUGUGGUCAGUCACUUAGAAGUCCAAGAAACAAGUUUUUCUUUUCUCCUUAAAAUCUAGUCAGAUGCUGAAUACUGACCACUCCAUUUAGUUUGCAGGUGCCUUUGUGAGUUGACAUUUAAUACAAUGUACUGAUCAUUUUACCAGACCAGCAAAGCCUCAUGUCAACAUUUACGCUCCUACACUGUAAGUUUGAUGAGACUGACAAAAUGUCUGUGAAGAGUUUGUUAUUUGUUCAAAAUGAAGAGGCAGAGAACUUCAACAGGUAUUUUACUGAACACUUCUGAGGCACUGCAACUUCAUUAAAUUUGCUUUUACUGCAUGAAACAAUAGUGUAUAUCUGCAAGCUGCAAUUAAAAUACAAAAUAAUACCUCCUCGCACAUUAGUGCGUUAAGCUAAUUUAACAUUUUAAAAAACUCUUUACACACGUCAUUAUUUCCAUGAAUACAGAUACAGAUUUAGCUAUUCUGUAAGGGUUUCAUUGACAUAUCAGGUUUUACAUGUGGGUCAUUGGCUGCUGACUACAAUGGAAAUAAUCUAUAGGUGCGCACUUUUGCAUAGGUAAAGGUUUAAUAUAUUAAAUUGAAUGGAUGCAGGUUGAUGUAAAAUAGGGAAACAAAUGUCUGAAUCUUUUGAAAUCAAUCACGUUUUAAUUUUGCACUUUUGUUGUUUUUAUUUAAUGUUAUUUGGUUGCUUUGAUUUUCAUUCAGCAGUGUCCGCAGUCAUUUUGUACCUGAACGUUUGUACCUAGUCUCUGUGCUCAAUUCACCUGCUAACUGAACCUCACGUUGUCAUUCCAUUUGUCACAUGGUUUUUUGACGCCUGUAUCUCUGAGUUUAGGUGAUAAGAUAUUAUGUAAGAGAUUAUAUUAACUUUGUGGAAUAUUCAUCUUGGAAGGCAGUACUGGGAUCAGUUCACUACAAAUUCAGUUUUGUCUGUGUAUAUGAAAAGUAAACACUGGAAUUUAAGUGGGAGUUUUUUUUAUACAGAUAACCAAGAAUCAUUUGGUUUUAAAUCUGAUUUCAGAAAAGUGAACUGCAGAUUAUUUAUUAUUUAACCUGUGCUACCAUCUCCAGAUGUGGAUUUUAAAUGUGCUUGUCCUUUCUUUAUAUAUAUUUAUUUAACUAUUAAAAACACAUGUUCUCGUUGCCAUGUGGGCAAUUCUACACAAUUGCUCAUCCACAGCUAUUUCUUAAUGUUGAGGUGACUUAAUGCAGGCUGCUGCCGUGCACUGACGACUUAUUAACAAUGUGCUGAAGUCCUUUAACAUUCACCAGAGUGUGUUUGAUAAACGAUACACCUCUGUGCCUUCAUUUCCCUUUGCUUGGUCAUAGUCACACUGCUGCGGGGUGUGCGUGGAUGUAGUAUAUCACAGACCAUAUACACUCCUGUGCCACCUGCAUUAAAUAUCUCAUUAUUUUAAUGUAUAAAGGUUUCUAAAUGCACAUAUUAGGUGAAAGUUGAACCUAAAAUAAAUCCUCAUGCAAAGAUCAUCCCAUGAUCAGUUAAAAUUGCAUCUAUUUAAAAGGGUUAACAGUACAGCCUCUAAAGUCGGAGCAUAAUCCAUUUCACUCUGCCAUUGAGAAAGAACAUAUCGCAGAGCAUACAUGGAGGAUAAACGACAGAGGAGAUCACAUGCUUAAGCUUUUAUCUGAUUAUGUUACACACAUGAAACACACUGGACCUCCCCGAGCCUUUUCCAGCUCAAAUAAAAUGUGAAAGAUGAAAUUAGCACAGAAAAACAAUAUGUCUCAAAGUGCGAUUGAACCAGCAGUAACUUUCUUCAUCUCCAGCAAUAAAUACACCUGACUUACACUCCCAGCAGUCACUGCUGAAAGUUAUUAGACUGAAUUCCCCUCGACGAGGUUCAUUGUGCCUCCUGCUAAACAAACUAACUGACGUGCUGACCAGACCACUGAAAUGUAUUACCGCACAAGUCGCCCUUUGUUGCUGUAAUGUGAGUUAUUGAUGGCGCCUGUGAUGUGAAAUGAAAAAUGCAUUAUAUUUAUGGAUAUUAUUCCCUCUUCGAGGAAAGACGGUAGAUAUGUUCAUGCAUAUUGUUUGUGCUGUCUGUGUGAUUGUUUUUGUAAUUUGACCAAUGCAUAAAGCCAGUGACUGCAAA